Messenger RNA from Cyclocybe aegerita, 1053 nucleotides. The record is from the annotation of a GenBank genome assembly. NCBI's taxonomy places the organism in Eukaryota, Fungi, Basidiomycota, Agaricomycetes, Agaricales, Hemipholiotaceae.
AUGGCGUCUCCUGCCUCGUCGUCUUCCAGCGCAUCCAGCAGCUCGUCCUCCAUCCACCAUGCGAGCCUCGUCGAUCCCGCCCUCCACUCCCCCGUGCUCCUCGAGCUCAUUGACGUCAAGGUCAACCGUCAGGUCAUCGAAUAUGUAGUCGACUGUGUAGCAGAGACCGUUGACUAUGCACUUGGCCGGCCCUCUUCCUCCCGCGGCAGGUCAACAGAACGCCGCUCGGACCUGUCCAAGUUCACGACCUUCGCCACCAACGUCCUCCAGCGCGCAGAGGUCUCCAUGCCCACCCUCCUCGUCUCCCUCGUCUACGUCUCCCGCGCCAAACCCCACCUCCACAUCGGCCUCGAGCAAUGGGCCCUCGAGCGCGUAUUUCUCGGCGCUCUUAUCGUGGCGUCCAAGUACCUGAACGAUUCCACACUGAAGAACAUCCACUGGGCGCUCUGCACGGGCGUCUUUGGCAAGCGCGACAUCGGGCGCAUCGAGCGUGAAUACCUCGACGUCCUUAACUUUGACCUCAAGGUCUCCGAGGACGACAUCCUCAAUCACCACCAGGGCCUUGCCGCGCUCACAUCCGCCACCCUCUCUCCACGCCAAGUGCUCAAGAGCUUCACCUCAUCAUCAUCACCAGCAUCCGCAGCGCCCGAGCACGUACACACACAGCGCCGGCACCACUCGCGCAGACGGGACUCGCCGCCCUCGCGCGUGCCCGAGCUCGAGACAGACUCCUCCGCCUCAUCACCCUCCUCCGACUCAUACUACUCUCCGCGCACGCCCGAUCUCAUGGACAUCGACUCCGAGGCGCGCGUGCACACAAAGUCCGGGUCGACAUCAUCUUCGGCGUCAUCAUCGUCAUCGUCGCCCUACCGGCCCAAAUCGCACCACAAAUCGCACCACUCAACAACAACACACGGGCCGCAAAUACACCAGCAGCCCCCACCGUCAGGGCCUCGGAAGAUGAUCCCAAUAACGGCGGAGAAGUUCCAGCAGUCGACGCUAGAGCUCCUGCGCGCGUUCCCACUACCCCGGAUGCACAUGCACUCGUCAUGA